Molecule: messenger RNA, 468 nt
Organism: Charadrius vociferus (killdeer)
Lineage: Eukaryota; Metazoa; Chordata; Aves; Charadriiformes; Charadriidae
Gene: LY96
Product: lymphocyte antigen 96
Exons: 5
Coding region: 1-468 (155 amino acids)
Biological process (GO): cellular response to lipopolysaccharide; innate immune response; positive regulation of lipopolysaccharide-mediated signaling pathway
Cellular component (GO): lipopolysaccharide receptor complex
Molecular function (GO): lipopolysaccharide immune receptor activity; lipopolysaccharide binding; Toll-like receptor 4 binding
Source: RefSeq, a predicted model, not a curated record
AUGUUUGGACUUUUUUUUCUCAUUUUAUUCACCCCUGGAGUCAGUGAAUUUCUUUGUACAUCGUCAGAUCUAGAAAUGUCGUAUACUUUUUGUGAUUCUACAGCUCAUGCUUUCGUGUUUAACAUGACACCUUGCAGCACCAUGAACAAACCCGUCUGGAAUGCUACUCUUACCUGGAUUCCAAGAAGUGACAUCACCUUUUUGAAGAUUGUCUUCAACGUUUGGUACGAAGGUGCCAAAGCGUUACACUGGAAAGAAACCCUCUGCAGCGGAGCUGACGACGAAUACUCAGUGUGCGCAUCGCUGAAAGGAGAAACAAUUACAGCAGAAUUUGACAUUAAAGGUGCAAGAAUAACAUUUCCAAAGGGCAAUUAUAACAUUAUUUUACAAGGAUUCUCUGAUGAUUCUGAGAAUAAUAUGAUCAUAUGCUUGAAUUUCACCAUGAUAGUAAAACAAGAUGCUUUCUGA